This is a messenger RNA of Telopea speciosissima, 2335 nucleotides long. RefSeq lists its product as uncharacterized. Lineage: Eukaryota; Viridiplantae; Streptophyta; Magnoliopsida; Proteales; Proteaceae. The record is from RefSeq and is a predicted model, not a curated record. The transcript has 9 exons. Bases 221 to 2146 code for a protein of 641 amino acids.
CCGUUGUAUGAAUUCCAUUUUGAACUGAAUAUCAGUUGUAUUUCCCUAUUCCCUCGCUUAGCUUCCAAUGCCGAAUCUUAAAAAAAAUAAAAAUUUGUUCUUCCUUCAAUUCUGGCAUGGAGAGGCUGCACAGGACUACAUUUCUACACCAUAUGUUGUGGAGAUUUUUUUGAUGAAUAGAAGACAGUAGAUGACCUUGAUUAUUAACGAAUAAAACGUAAUGGAGACUCUGCCUGAUCUCUAUCCCCUAACAAGUCUGCAAAUUGGGGAUAUACAAUCUUAUAUUUCAAGGGCAUUUUUAUAUUUUGCUCCCAGUAGUCACAAGUUUCUCAUUUUGGUUGAUAAUCAACCAUGGGUUAUGAGCAAACACUCAAGAUCAACACGCAUAUGGCAUAUAAUCGUUACAAAGUACAGAAUGUCUCCUUUUACAAAUACAAGGACCCUUACCCAUAUUCCAAGUUUAACAAACAAUGACUGCUGCAUUAUAUCCCCCAGACAUAAAAAAAAAAUGCUCUACAAAUUGUCCUCUGUCAUAAAUGUGGCGCGGUGGCCAGAGAAGUCACUAGUCCACUGGAUGGAUUCAUACAAAAAUCUGCAUGGUUUUAUUGUGUUUGAAGUAUCAUGGAAGGAUGUCCGCGGUAUCAAUUAUUUGAAUGAGCUUCAGACGGACACAUCCCUGGCUUUAGAAGUGAAAUCAAUGAGAAAGUGGGAAUUCAACAGCAUCAACCAUGCCCUGAGUUGUAUAUCAUUAUGGUUCUCAGGCACACCAUCAGAGAUGAAAUCACUCCAUAGCAGUCUAAAUGACUUGUUUGAUGCAGACCCCCACUCCCAUUCCCACUCCGGUUGCUGUCAAGAAUUCUCUGUUUCUCCUAAAGCUAAUGAACUACUCUUUAAUUCUACAUGCCCAUUUGAGGUUCUUUCUGAAGAUCUAUUUUUUGAUGUUGAAGAAGAUAAUUUCUCCGAAGCUGGUAGUAGUGAUUCAAGUGAGGACAAAGGAUGCUUGAAUGAUGGAUUUAACAAAGAUACAGGCAUGAAGGUGGAAUUUGAUAUUGCGUCCACAAUAUACUAUGAUAACUUACUUUUACUCCGGUUCAGUAACAAAGACAUUCCAUUCAAAUUAAGGCAAAUAAUCACAUCAGAUCUCAGACUUCUUACUUUGCUUGAGUCAGGCCUCCCAGCAUGGGUUAUCUUCUUACAAUCCUAUCCAUUAUUCCGCCAAUUCUACCGCCCAUGGAUGCGGCCUUUGGUCAGAACUCUCUAUAUCUUAAUUUCACUAGUAACUGUGAUCAUUGGAUUUUAUGAUCUCUACAAGAACAUACCUAUCUUGAAGGAAACUUUAUCACAUCUCUGUGGGCCCCUUUUUAAGUGGGUAGAAGCCUGGGAUAUGAUAUCUAGGAUUAGGUAUCUUGGGACAAUGUUGUUUCUUCAAAACUUUGAGAAGGCUGUUAAGUGGUUUCUCAUCAUGGUGCGGACAAUCAGAUUACUAGUAUCACUGCUCAUGAAACCCUUGAUGCACACAUUUAUAGAGAUCAGUGAGUUCAUGUCACCAAUUUGGAGUAUUUUUGUGGAGAUAGGAGCGCAUUUCUCUUCUGCAGUAUGGAAAACACUGGAGCCUUUGUACAUCAUAAUUGUUAAUUCUGUCAAGGUUUUGAUGUUCCCGUUUCUGCUUCUUUAUUCAUUUAUAUUGACUAUAGUUACAUCAGUUUAUCCAGUCAUUAAUUCCAUCUGGGAACUGUCGCUUGCUCCAAUUCGGAUUACACUUACACUGGCCAAUUAUGUGGUUUUUUGGUCCUCCAAUAUUUAUAACUUUCUCAAAGGGUUUAUGGCUUCUGCUAGUAACAUGACUCAGCUUACAAAAUUUACUUGGUCAAAGCCUAAUUCAUCUGAGAUCUCAGUUUGGCAUGGUCUUUGGAAGGAUCUCAUCUCAAAGGUCUUUCGGGCCCUUCGAAGUGUUAUCUACGGUCUUGUUGCUUUCUUCACAACCUGUAACCGCCAUAGGCUAAGCAUAUACAACCACAUGAGAGUAUUUUUCUUGCAACUCUCUUGCCUUCUCCGAUUAGGGCAUCAUGAUUGUCAUUGUCAACAAAAAAUGCAAGAUAAAUACCAAUUUGCGGACAACUCCAAAGAAUGCAACCGUUGCAAAUAAGUAGAUGCAGAAACCUUGAAUUUUAGAGUAGAUGGGAGAUGUUAGAACACUUGAACAAUGGCAGUGAUGUGUUCCAGCAAUGUAAUUACUUGUUCUUGUAUAUUCUGUACAGAAUUUUCUAAGGUUCUAGUCUCAUAGAUCAGAAAUUUGACUUGUGAAUGGCAUGGAAGAUUUGCUGGCUACUGAUAA